Molecule: messenger RNA, 3264 nt
Organism: Callorhinchus milii (elephant shark)
Lineage: Eukaryota; Metazoa; Chordata; Chondrichthyes; Chimaeriformes; Callorhinchidae
Gene: cdh17
Product: cadherin 17, LI cadherin (liver-intestine)
Exons: 18
Coding region: 226-2736 (836 amino acids)
Biological process (GO): multicellular organism development; cell-cell junction assembly; adherens junction organization
Cellular component (GO): adherens junction; plasma membrane; catenin complex
Molecular function (GO): calcium ion binding; cadherin binding
Source: RefSeq, a predicted model, not a curated record
AAAAUACAGUAUCUGGGCGUCGUUCGGCCAAACCCUUUGAUUACCUUUAACGAGGCUGUGCUUACAGUUCCACACAAAGUCCAACCGCUGUGGACUUGUCACUCUCCCUCCUCUGUAGGAAGGAGGAGUAGCGAUCUGACACGAUCCCCCCCUGAAGACUGUCUGGGAGCUCGUGUUGUGUGGUGUGUGCGAGGGAUCGAGAGGUUCUCCAGAUACAAAGCAGUGAUGAGGAUUCCCAGUUACCAGACCCUUAGCACCUUGCUAUUAGCUUCUGUCUCUCUGGUUGUCGUCACUGAACAACAAGGAUCUUUACCCUCAGGCCCAUUCAUGUCAAUGCAUCUGAAUGUUGUUGAAGAAACAAAUGGAAUUCAAACGCUUUUUCAGUUCACUUCAAUUGACCCAGCUGUAAAAUCUUUUAAGACCAGUGGUGACAAAGCCAACAGGUUCCAAGUGUUUCCAAAUGGGUGGCUGAUUCUGAAUGGUACCCUGGACCGUGAACAGCAGGCAUUCAUCUUACUAAAGGUUGAAGGCCUGAAGGAGAAUGCUGAAAAACUCAUAGGACCUAUCAUCAUUUCAAUCAAAGUCGUUGAUGUAAAUGACCAUCGACCAGAAUUUGGAGAAGAAAAGGAAGGAAUUGUACGACAACAUUCAAGACCUGGAAGACCUUUCAUGUAUGUUAAUGCCACCGAUUUGGAUGACCCUUUAACUCCUAAUGCUAAACUUGAAUACUCCAUCUUUAGGCAGUUACCAAUGCAUAACGGUGUCUGGUUUUUCCAGAUUGAUAGUGAAACAGGAGAAAUCUCUACUACUGAUGAAGGCACCAAGCAGCUCAAUCCUGAAGAUGAACAAAAAUAUGAGCUGCUAAUUAAAGUAAAGGAUUCAGCCCCACCAUUUCUGGACGGCACGACCGCAGUAUCAAUUAUUGUGAAGGAGAAUUUGUGGCAGGAUCCUAAGCGAGUAAAUAUCGUUGAACAUUCUCCUGGACCUCAUCCCAGAACCAUUGUGAAGGUGCAGUGGAACAACCCUGGUGCAAUAUAUGAACUCAGGUCAAAGGAGAGGAGCAACUUCAAAUUACCUUUUGCAGUUGACAGUUAUGGUAACAUUAGUGUGACAAAGCCCCUUGACAGAGAAGAAAGGGAUGAGUAUGUGUUUUUAGCGUAUGCGCUGGAUAACCAAAGAAAUGCUCUGGAAGAGCCUCUGAAUAUUCACGUCACAGUAGAAGAUAUCAACGACAAUGCACCAGUUUGUGAACCAGCUACAUUUGAAGUUCAAGAAAAUGAAAAACUAGGAAGCUCUAUUGGAAAUGUGAUUGCUACAGACAGGGAUGAUCCCACCAGUGAAAAUAGCUUAUUGAAGUAUCAAAUUGUCAAACAAUGGCCUACAAAACCACAAGACUCACUAUUCUCAAUCGAUCAAUAUGUUGGAAAUAUUGGUCGGAAUCAGGGGAAUCUGCAGAAACAUGAAGCAUCACACUACAAUCUAACUAUCCUGGUUUCUGACAAUGGAAUAAAUCCAGAAGAGCUAAGCACUGAAUGCAUUGUACAAAUCAUUGUUAUUGAUAUCAACGACCAGAUCCCUGUCUUUGUGAAAACAGAGUAUGGCACAAUCAAACUACCAGAAAACACUCCAUUGGACAAAGUAUUGAUUAAAAUCCAGGCCACAGAUAAGGAUGAGCCUUCCACCGGGAGCUCUGAAAUAUUGUACAAAAUCAUAAGUGGUGACAACAGAGGAAGUUUCAAAAUAACAACUGAUGUGAGGACAAAUGAAGGAUCAGUGAUGUUGGCUAAGCCACUGGACUUUGAAACACAACAAUCCUAUAACUUAAUCAUAAUUGCCGAAAAUCCAGAGCAACUGGUAGAUGGAAAGAAAUACAACUCUACCGCAACCCUGAAUUUCAUGGUGGAAGAUGUUCAUGAGCCACCGUAUUUCUUAAAUUCUUCAUAUCAGCUAUCGAUACACGAGAAUAGCAAAGUGGGCACAUCCUUGCUAAAAGUGGAGGCUCUGGAUCCUGAAGGAAGUAAGCUGAGUUAUUCAAUAACAUCUGAUCCACUCUCCUGGGUGAAGAUUAACGCUCAGUCUGGAGAGAUCUUCAUCAAUAAAGAAAUGGACCGUGAAACGGAAUCUAAGUAUGAUAUAAAGGUUACUGCAACGGAACAAGGUGGUUCUUUCAUGAGUUCUACAGUUGAUGUCGCCAUCUUCUUGCUUGAUAUCAAUGACAAUGACCCUAGAGUAUCAGACGGUUUCAAUAAGCUUUUCACUUGUUUCCCUGUUAUGAAAGAGGAGAAGAUGAUCUUCAAGGCUGCAGAUUUUGAUUCGCAGUACGGUUUUCCCUUCACAUUUUCUAUUGACGGCUCAAAUAAUGAUUGGAAACUCGAGAAAAUAAAUGGAAGUCAUGCUUAUAUUGUCACAAAGCACAAGCGUUAUGAACAAAAAGUGUACGAAGUCCCUGUGAAGAUUUUUGACAAUGACGAGCCACCUCGUUCGGGAGAUGCGUUGAUACAAAUAAAUGUCUGCAAAUGCUCAACAGCAAAAACCUGCUUCGUUCCAAUAGAAGAUAUUGGACAUGCAUCAAUAGGUCUCGCCUUAGGAUUGCUCCUGGGAUCCUUGGUUCUCAUAGGUUCAAUUCUUGCAGUGGUAUUUAUCCGUUUGAACCGCAAAAAGAAAGGAGAGUUAACGGCAAAGCCGAAAAAAGAAAAUACAAGAGAAGAAAAUGUUCCACUGAAACAGGUUCAGUAGGAGUUUGGACUUCUUCUGGGCCCGAAAUAAAUUUUUUCAAUUGGCUAAUAUUCUGGGUCUCCUGCAGACAGACUCAAGACAUUCCCCACAAACCAUUUUUAUCCCUGAGUUACUAAACCAUGGAACACAGCUUCAUUUGUAGUUUAUAAAUUCACCACACACUUUUAUUUAUGAGUUUUAAAAGCCCCCUUUUAAAGAUUUGGAAACAUGUGCAUUAUAGUGUGUUCUUCAGCAUUGAGUAUACUAUUAACAGUGUUGCAUGAUGUCAUGGAAUCUCAUUCCUUAAUCUGGUUUUCUUCAACUUUAGUUCUAUCUGAUACCUGGAGUUAAUGAAAGCCCGGAUGUUAACAUUUUUUUUACCCUGUUACUGUAGAAUAGAAUGUGACCUGCUGAAAAUGGAGAGAAGUUGACAUAACUCAGAUUGUAAACAAACAAAGUGGAAAUUCCACCACAGGAUCUUUUUGAAGUAAACCUUAAAAUGCUGUUUGGUUUGUGUUAACUAUGUAAUAAAAUGGAGGAAAAGUGAAA